This is a messenger RNA of Tetrahymena thermophila SB210, 600 nucleotides long. RefSeq names its product TRAF-type zinc finger protein. The transcript is spliced from 2 exons. NCBI's taxonomy places the organism in Eukaryota, Ciliophora, Oligohymenophorea, Hymenostomatida, Tetrahymenidae. The record is from RefSeq and is a predicted model, not a curated record.
AUGGAAUUACAUAUUCCUCCAAUACCUUAAGAAAGAUUAGUAGGAGACAAAAAUCUAAUUAAAAAAAUAGUAUGUCCUCUUUGCACUUGCAUAUUUAAAUAACCUCUAAUGUGUAACAAAUGUAUGAAUAUGUGGUGCCUUUCUUGUUUAAAAGAUGAUUAUUUUGUUGAGCAAUCUUGCCCUAGGAAAUGCGAAAACGUUUAACUUUUGCAAAGCCCACCUCUAUUAAAUGAUAUUUUAAGCUUGAUAAAUAUUUAAUGUAUCAAUAAAUUAUGUCCAGAAGUAAAAACAGUCGAAGAGUAUUCAUAGCACUAUCUAGACUGUCCCUUUAGAUUAGUUUUAUGUCCUGUUGAUGAAUGUAUGAAAGAAAUGACAAAUAAAGAAUUUAUUUAGCACUAAACUUAGUGCCCAACGAGAGAAAUUUUAUUAAAACAAUACCAAAAGCUCAAUAAGCAAUCAGAAUCUAUUGAAAGAAAAAUAAAAGAAAAAGAAUCUGAGUUAGUUGCAUUUGAAACUCAGAAUAAGAUGCUAAUGACAGAAAUCUAAGAUAAAGAAAGAUCAAUAAAUAAUUUAUUACAAGUUCACUCUUCUCAUACAUGA